AUGUAUUCAUAUCUAUAUUUUAUAACUGCAGUUCUAGUACCUUUUACAUCCGCUCAACAUGAUAUAAUAGCGAGUAGCGGAACUGGACCAGGACCUUCACAAAAUGCCUCUUACUUUGAAGAAUACAAUCAAUCCCCAAACGCUACCGGCACAGGCUACCUAAGAGGCGCCAACACCUCAUUUUCAAACCCAUGGACGGCUGACCCUGUGAGCUGGGAUACACGAAUCAAUGUCACUGAAGUCCAAUGGAUCGGUAACCAAACCGUGACGAACACAGUAAUUUCCCUCAGUACUCCAGAUAAUAUUCUCGCCGCCAAUUCUUCAUGGGAUACAUGUGUUGUUCUCUUUACAAGUAUCCCUAGGAAUGUGACGGUUAAGGGUCAAGAUGACACUGGAGAUUGUAAAACAAUGUUUACCGACGAUUGUAUGAACAGCUAUACAACUGCGAUUGAAUCGGCGAGGGUAGCGGCUGCGAGACGUAACGCUACGGGUGCAUGUGGAGGUAUCUCAUUUAGCGCAAUACCCGAUCAAUGUGCAGGAUCGUUGCUCGUUGGGUCUAUUGCUCAGAAUGUCACAUCAAACCAAACCGAUGGCUCAGCAUGGAUGUUCGAAUCCAGUGAUGCCCACGAUUCCACCAACUUAACAUGCUUCGAGGAAGCAGUUACGAGAGUAUGGCCAAUGAUGUUGAUUCAAAGUCCGAGCGGCAGUUUUGAAGGAGGAAGCGGGUUGGUAACGGCGCAAAUGAGUUGUUUGAGGGCGAGAAAUGUUACUAGUGGGAGUAAGGAGGUCGAUGAUGUUCCUGGUACGGGGAAUAGAGUGGUUCAUGGUGGGUGGGCAUUGUUGGUUGUUAUGGGAGCUGUUGGUAUCUUGCUACUUCUGGCAUAUGCAGGUGGAAAGUUGGCUGGCAUAAUAUAUAUCGUGAACAUAAGUGCUACUCAAGAGCUUCUCUGCAAGUAUCGUAUGGAUACCGUAAACUUUGAAGAAUUCGGUUCCGCUAAGCAGAGAUUCUCUCCAUUAGUAUACAGGGUGAAGAAUUCCUGUCAACAGGAAUACGAGAGUUAG
Messenger RNA from Sclerotinia borealis F-4128, 1062 nucleotides. The record is from the annotation of a GenBank genome assembly. NCBI's taxonomy places the organism in Eukaryota, Fungi, Ascomycota, Leotiomycetes, Helotiales, Sclerotiniaceae.